Molecule: messenger RNA, 8205 nt
Organism: Temnothorax curvispinosus
Lineage: Eukaryota; Metazoa; Arthropoda; Insecta; Hymenoptera; Formicidae
Product: epithelial discoidin domain-containing receptor 1-like
Exons: 16
Coding region: 394-3234 (946 amino acids)
Biological process (GO): protein phosphorylation; positive regulation of kinase activity; cell surface receptor protein tyrosine kinase signaling pathway
Cellular component (GO): signaling receptor complex
Molecular function (GO): protein tyrosine kinase collagen receptor activity; ATP binding; collagen binding
Source: RefSeq, a predicted model, not a curated record
AGGGGUACGCACUGCUCACGUCGGUUCGCCCGGUACCUGGGGCUCAGUACGGUCGCGCGAAAAAGCACACGGCCGCGUGAGAGUAUUCGCCGCGCUGACAGCCCGCGUCCCGAUUGUUUUCCACGGUGACGCGCGUCGCGAAAGAGUGUGGUGUGCUCGGUGGCGAUGACGGCACUUUGUGAAACGCGAUAAUCGGACGGCGAAUCGCGGGGUGGCAGUGCGAGAGAGUGGCAGGAGGAGGAGGGAAGAUCUCACCGGUGAGCACACUGCGGCACGAUAACGGGAGCUUGCGACGUACGCGACUGUCACUAAACGUUGACGAGGUAGAAAUGGCACGGCGGGAGUCUCGGUGAGGAAAGGGCGAGGGUGAAGCCCUCGCAGGAAAAGGGAGCUAUGGUGAAAAGCUUGGGUUUCCUCGCCAGAAGGGCACCACCUGCUGUCCACCUUUUCGUCGUUUUGCUCGCGCUCGCCCCCGCCUACCACGGCGUGGACCUCUCCCAAUGCAUCGCGCCGCUCGGCAUGGAGUCCGGGGCGAUCCCGGACACGGAUAUCAACGCCAGUUCCAGCUUCGACACCGGAAACGUCGGACCCCACCUGGCACGAUUGAAAUCGGAGAAUCUCGGUGGCGCCUGGUGUCCUAAAAACCAAAUCACCAAGGAAGCUCGGGAGUGGCUGGAGAUCGACCUUCACACUAUCCACUUGAUCACGGCCACCGCUACCCAGGGCCGUUUCGGAAACGGCGUGGGUGUUGAAUUCGCGGAGUACUAUCUGCUGGAAUACUGGAGGCCGCGACUGGGCAAAUGGGUUCGGUAUAGAGACAUCAAAGGAGAGGAGGUAAUACCGGGUAACACGAACACGUAUUUGGAGUCCAAGCGCGAGCUGGAGCCGCCUCUGUGGGCGAGCAAGAUCCGUUUUCUACCCUACAGCUAUCACAGGCGGACGGUUUGCAUGCGGGUCGAGCUCUACGGGUGUUACUGGAGCGACGGCGUGGUAUCCUACUCGAUGCCCCAGGGCGAUAAAAGGGGCAACGGAUGGGAAUUCUUCGACGCGACCUACGACGGGCACUGGGACGGCGAGCUGCGCCGUGGCCUGGGUCAGCUGACGGACGGCAGAACGGGGCCUGAUAAUUUCAAAAUGUACUACGAGAAACAGAACGAUCGCGCCCAGGGCUGGGUGGGCUGGAGGAACGACAGCCGCGGCCAGCCGGUCGAGAUCAAGUUCGAGUUCGACAAAGUCAGGGAAUUCUCCGCCGUCCAUAUCUACUGCAAUAACGAAUUCACCCGAGGUGUCCAGGUGUUUUCACAAGUUGACAUACUCUUCAGUAUUGGCGGGAAAUACUACACAGGGGAACCCAUUACCUACACGUACAUGGAAGACAAGAUCUUUGAGACUUCUCGAAACAUCACGAUCAAGCUUCAUCACCGAGUCGGGAAAUUCGUUAAGCUGAGACUGCAUUUCUCGGAUCGAUGGAUCAUGGUCAGCGAAGUAACCUUCGAUUCUGAUAUAGCGCACGGAAACUUUACGCCCGAGGAGGCCCCGACCACCGAAUCGCCUAUUCAGAGUGAUGUCUUCGUUGAGAAAAACGGCGCCGCCGAGGGCGAGCUUCCGGUUUCGACGGCGAAACACGACGACCCGACGUACAUGGCGAUCGUGAUCGGCGUGCUGACCGCCGUAAUACUUUCACUCGCCGUGGCGAUAUUUCUGAUUGUUUCGCGACACAGGCAACGCAAGUGCUUCGCCAGCCCUAUGACCGGUAAAGCCCCAUCGCAUUUAGGAUCCACCUGCGCCACCGUCGAGAAAGGCGCGGCUCUGAUGGCGUACACCUUGGAGGACGAUGAAAGAUACGCGGGCGGUUCUCUGCCGACUUUGCCCCGCGAUCUCGGGAAUCGUCUCCUAGAUAUCGUGAAGUUGGACGACUACCAAGAGCCGUAUCAGGCGCUAAAGUACGCGCCGUACUACAGCUACAGCACCGUCGUUAUGGAGAUGAAAGACAUGAUGCUGAACAACAAGGGCACCAACAUCAAUCACUCAGCGGUGUACGCGAACGGUGCAGUUGACACGUCGUACGAUUAUGCGGUACCGGAACUCGGCACGGUACCCCUGCUCAAUCAGGAUGCCGGCGCCGGCCGCGGGGCGACCGUCUCCAGCGCCACCGGCGAUCAGGACAGCUUCUUCUCCAAGAGCUCGCGGGCCACGAAGACCGAGGACAAGAAGUCGCCGACUCAACAGGAGGUACUCUCGGCCCUGAAGAGACGUCUGGAGCAGACCAGCGUACCGCUCUUCCCACGGCAUCGCCUUCGCAUGCUCUCCAAACUCGCCGAAGGCGCCUUCGGAACGGUAUACGUGGCGGAAGCUGAAGGGAUUCCGGAAUACGGAACGACGACUACCCUCGGCAAGCGACUCGUCGCCGUCAAGUUUUUACUGCCGGAAGCCAGCGAGAAGGAAAAGUUGGACUUCCAAAGAGACGUGAGGAUUCUGGCAGCUCUGGAAGAUCGCAAUAUCGCACGGGUCCUGGGCGCCUGUUACCGCGAGGAACCGUAUUGCGUGGUAAUGGAAUAUCUGGAGCACGGGGAUCUUUGCCAGUUUCUCAAGACGCAUAUCACUGCCGAAGACGCGCAUUCCAUGCCAAUUGGCGUCAAAACACUCAGUUUCAACUGUCUCAUCUACAUGGCGGCGCAGAUCGCAUCGGGCAUGCGGUAUCUGGAGAACCUGAACUUCGUUCAUCGGGAUCUGGCUACUAGAAACUGCUUGGUGGGUAAGGCUUAUCAUAUCAAAAUCUCGGACUUCGGCACGGACAACGAGCUAUACGCCUGCGAUUAUUACAAGGUCGACGGAACUAUGCCACUGCCGGUGCGAUGGAUGGCCUGGGAGUCAAUAUUUUUGGGAAAGUACACGACCAAGAGCGACGUGUGGGCUUUCGCGGUCACUCUCUGGGAGAUUUUGAAUCUCGGCAGACGUGUCCCUUACGAGCACCUGUCCGACGAGGAAGUGGUGCAGUGCCUGCGGCAGCUGCAUCACGCUGCCGAUUGCGGCAACGCCGGCAAUCCCGAAGACAGUUGCAAGGAAGAUUCCAGAAACGGCUUCGAUUACCUGCCGCGACCCACCGCCUCCUCCAAGGACAUCUACGAUCUGAUGCUCGAGUGCUGGCAACGAGAGGAGACCGAGAGGCCGACCUUCCGUGAGAUAUCGCUCUUUCUGCAGCGAAAAAAUCUUGGAUACGCUCCAACAUCCUGAUAUUGAGCCCCGAAUUUCAGCGAGCGCGACGUUCUUAAUAGUCAUACCGCGAAUCGGAAUAAUAAGCUCGUUACCGAAAUGGAACGACGAGCGUGCAACGACGGUCAACGUUCUCAGAGGAAUUACGAGAACGAGCGAGUGUAGCGGUCGGGUGAGAGGAAGCGACUGAUGAGAAAAGAACGAAGGACAAUUAUGUAUCGCGACAUCGAAAUGAUAAGUACAACAAUGGAAUUUUAUUGUCCGUCAACGAAACGAGGGUGUGGAACUUGGAGUUUACGACAGGAAUCGAUCGUCCUUCAAUUUCGUUUCGAUUCGUAUACCUUUUUUUCGGACAACGAGUAUUAGCGGACAUGAAAUUAAGUUAGAAUAGGUAGAAAGAGUUAAGUGCGGGCUUUGAGAAUAUCUUACGAUAUACCCGGAUUUUUGUCGUACAAAUAGUUUGGGGUGCCGCGAAUGCAACUGAUCUCCGUAGAAUUCUCAGUAGCGAGAGACUGUUCGAGGCAUAUCUUAUCGAUUUAGAGCACGAGGGUGUUGGAUCUCGACGCGAAUACUCGCGGCGGAGUAUCGCGCGAAGAUCUAUCCCCCGGGAUAGGCAUAGGCUCUUCUUCGAAGACGGGAAGAAAGACAGGAACGGACGCGAAUUUGUAAAAACACGACAAUCGGACGAGAGCGAAAUAAAACCUGGCCCGUCGUAGAUGACCGUUUGAUGGAGAUUGGACGUUUUUUGAGGACUGUGAAAGAUCCUAUCGCAAUCGUCGGGAACUUAGGAGCAAUAUCAUGUAACUGUAAUACAGCUGUGAACAUUCCUGCACGGAUGGGUACCUAUACUGCGCAAUUAGACAAUUACGCAAAUAGGAAGAGUCGUUACUUAAGGAGAAUAAUUAAGGUUCCCUCGGGAUUAUAUCAUUUGGAUUAAGGGUUUGAUGACAAAAAAAAAAAGAAAUGUGUGUGAAUCACAUUCAACGUACGGCAAUAUAGCAAUUACGAUAUUAGACGCUACGGCACAACUGUUCGAGUUAAUAUCGUGAAGCAUUAUAACUGAGUGUGUUUUAUGAACGUAUGGGUGCCUAUUUCCCUCCUUUUCUCUUUAUCGCUCUCCUUUACUCUCUUUCAACGUAUAUUGUAUCGCCCAGACACUCUGGGCCUAUUUGUGAGACGAAUCUACAUGUGUGAUUUACAUCGCGAAAUUCUUUGUCGUCAUAGGACAUAUCGCGAAACGGCGAAAUGAUUAUCGCGCAUCAACGACGAAUUGUCCGAUAGUGUGGAAAUUCAGUGUCUUUUCAACGCUGCUUUUGGUUCGUGUCUGAAGAUCCAGAUCUGUGUGGAAACGUAACGCACGUGAGAACGUUAAAUUUCAAAAGCAGUCAAGUGACUGUAAAGAUUUCGCGAUAGUACAUGUUUAUUCGAACGAAUAUAGCUACCGCAAUCGCAGUUAACGUGAAUGGAAUUUGUUAAUGUCAUAACAUAGACGAGUAUCAUACAUCGUAAGCAUAAGGUAGAAGCGAAGGGUAAUGUUUCACCUAUUCUGCAUUGGAAGACGGUAAUAGACUACGUAUCAUGACUAUGACACAUCAUAAUUGUAACUUUAUAUGAUAGGCGGGAUCAAUAAAAUUAGAAUAUUGUAUAUAUAGGCAUAUCGUAGUAAGGAAUGUCAUCAUCACAUUUUUUUAAGAGUGACGGGUGAAAAUCGAAUUAUCUUUGAGAUAGCGCUAACACGCUCGCUUGUAAUUUGAUAUUAAUGUGGAAACGUAUGGCAAUUGUUUAGCUUCCGAUAAGUUGUCCGUCGUAGCGAGUGGUAAUAAGGUUGACGCGAAAGUUUGACAUAUCGGAACGUACUUUUCUUAUAAAACUUAAAAAUGCGCGGAGGGGACAGAGGAGUGGUCGUAACAUGGAAACAUUCAGAAGAGAUGGACUUACGCCCGUUGCGCGUCUUCACCGUGUACUCUCGAUUCCGAUAAUAUAUUUCGACUUUAAGUUCUGUGUAUUUAUAUACCAGAUGGACACUAUUAUAACUUAUGCGAUACUUAGCGGAUAGGCGAUGUUACCGUUAUAUCAUUAAAAUACUAUUUAUAUAAAUUAACGUAAUACCGCGUAAGGAGUAGAGACGGUACGGAGGCCAUAGCCAUAUGUAGUUAAAAUAUACGCGUUGAAUUUAAACGUAACUGGAAUUGCUUCUAUAUCAAGAUCGUCUAGUCUAAAGCGAGCGGAGGAGAAUCGCUGAGAUACGAAUUCGCGUAAUAUAAAUUUACGAGGUAAUAGAAAAAUAGGCAAUACCAAUUUUUGAUCUUGCCAGAGGUAAAUAGUAAAUAGCCAAUCGAUUAAGCCUAAGAUCGUUAAGUCUAAUUUACAUUUUGCAUGUAAGAGUAUCGGAUCAACAGAGACGUAUUGUAUAAUUUCGUGCUAUCGCGAAAUUUUUGGCCAAUCGAUUUUUCGCACCGGUUGUGACUGAGUUGAAACAAUAAUAUCUAUCGUCGAUACACUUUUAGUCCGAUACACUUUAGUCCGAAGCAGACUGCCAUUGUAUUUCUAGAUGAUACUAGAGAAUGAAUUGUAGUUGCGUUUAGAUUCGCCAAUAUAAGCAUAACGCUGCCUUUGGCUAUAUUGUUGCCCUUUACUGCUAACGAGUAACUUACUUGUCUACUCAUGUGAUAAUUUAGUAUAUUUCUACGUAUCUACCUGUACCUAUACCACUUCGAAAAUCUUCAUAGCGAAAGGAUUAUUCCGAACAUACGUUGUUUUUAUUAUAGAUCGUAGUAGUUCAGAUAAAAAAUUGGCAUAAUCGAUUAUCUUAGUAAAAAUUUUGAUAAUUGUAAGGAAUGAUGAACCUACGUUAGGAUCUAGCAGCUUCACCAUAUAAAUCCAAAAUUGCAGCUGCUCCAUAAUUUUAUUAGAAGUCGCGCGUAGUGAAAUAGGCUAAUAUGGAGAUAAGAAUAUAUGCAUAAUCCUUUCUCUAUGCAAAGAUUCGCUAUUAUGACCUAGACAACUUACUUCUACCUAGCGUGCCCUUUUUCCAAUGGUGGUUAAUUAUAUUCUUUGCGGACAAUUCGAGCUCUAUCAAUGGCAUCACUGGAGGUAAAUGUUUGGAACUACAGUGUCAGGGACGAGUAAAAAUAUUUUGUUCGAGCAUUGUGAGGUACGAACACGCUAGAUCGUUGUGAAACUUCAUUUCUCGAAGAAAGCUCUAUUUAUCGAUAAGCUCGAUUUUUCAGCUAUCAUCUUAAUUGCAACGAUAGUUCCAAAUCCUUAUCGUUUGCUGUAUACAUUGCUGAUUUCUUCGAUAUACAUUUUAUAUGCGUAUGAUUGACAAUCACGCUUGCCUCGGAAUUUAGAAAAUAUGUAUAUUUAGUACCAAUCUCGCGACUUUUUUAAAAUACGAUUAUCACUAACAGAAUUGACAUUUUAUAAUAAUUUAAGGCACGAUCAUGAUCUUUGUCAUUAACUUUUGAGUCUCGAAAACAAAUAUAGUUUUAUUAGCGCGAAGGAAAUCAUUAGAUUUUUUCAUAUGUGACAGCCGAAUAAUAUACUAAUUAAAAUAAUUUCAACUAUCACGUUUUCAGGAUAGAAACGGACGUUUUAUAGCUCCAUUAAUGAUGGAUGACAUAAUGAUACGCAUUAAUAUCAUGCAUUCGCGUAUAUUGUAUACGAGCGUUAUGCUUAAUUUAGAUGUCAUUUCAGAUGAACUUAAACUGCAUCGUACAAAGUGGUAUAUCAUCAUGAUUAAAGAUCGUGGCAAUGGAAUUAAUAUACAAACGUCGGAUGAAAUUUUUCUUUCGUACAUGAGCGAAAUAUAAUUUCGAUAUACCCUAUUGUUGACCUCUAUGGUGGAAUUGCGAGGAAUUUACAGGUAAUCGUGGGUAAACUGGGGGGAGAGCUCAUCUAGUUGUAUUUUCUAUCUAGGCAGGGGCAACGCGCCCGGCCAUAUCACUCGACUACGACCACGUUUUGCACUAUGAUUUUGGAGACAUUUCUUUCCUAAGAGAAAUUAUCCGAUAGACGAAAUUUUCGGGAUUGACUCAGUGAAAAGAAAUUUUUUGGUCUCGGACAAGAGGAGAAUCGCAGCGAAACUGACCACUGGCCACGGUGGGUUGCCCAUGCCUGUUCUACGCUAUCGAACCUUGAUCGUUAUAGUCAUAAAAUUAUUUUGUACUAAGAACUGUUUAUAAUUUUGUAUCUAAUCUCUGUAAAUAUCAAGCAGAUUGUCUAUGAGUAAUAAAGCUUGAACAAACUCGAUUUAAGUAGACUAUAUAUAAACGGGGAAAAAAGUAUAAAAAUAUAUACAUAUAUAAAUAUAUAUAUAUAAAUACAGGUAUUUAUAAUACAUCUAUAUUUUAUUUAGUCGUAAGGCAGCGAGCGAAGGGAUUGUAAGUAAAUUUCGCGUAAGAGCGGAUCGGUAACGUAACAAUGUACAACGAUCUAGGAAUUAUUUGUAUUAAAAAGACGACAAUUAAGGGACAAAUCAUAAAAGUAUACAUGUUAUUCAAUAGCCGUGUAUAUAUAUAUAUAUAUAUAUAUAUAUAUAUAUAUAUAUAUAUAUAUAUAUAUAUAUUAUACAUAUAUAUACAUAUACUAUACAUCUAGAAUCUAACUAAUCAUGUACGACACUUUAUAAAUUAAAGUGUAUCCCUGACAACAAAUGCAAAAUGCAACGUGUGCUGUUCUUUGACUAUUCUUGCUUGGAUAUAGAGGUGACAAAAGAUACAUAUACUGGAUGCGAUCGGUGACGGUCGAACUUUUCAAGCAAUUAUUACCAAUUUCGAUUUUGCCACAAAGUUUACUCGGCUCGAUUACGAUCGCUGCGUAUACGGUGUGGGCAAAUUCUACCGAGGACCGCAAACUUUUGUGCGUCGUAAAACGGAACACAUCCUUUAUAUAAUUACCAUGUGUAUAUCAUUAAAGAAACAACAUACAACUUGUAAGUUCCAUUAUCCAUUACUCAUGAAGCACAACAAUAAAAUCUAUUUGUAUUGGAAA